CCAAUGGUUUACAUCCCUACAAUAAUUUCUAGGGUUUUAAACCGUCCGAAUAAAUUAAAAAAGAGCAUAUUUUCGAUCUUCGAAAUCCAGGGUUAGGAUUUCGUUUAUGUUCAUCUCAAAUUUUGUAGUUUCCUUCAUUUGAUUUUCUUUACUAGAAAUUACAGACCUUAGUAUCUUCCUUUUCUAACUAUCCUUUUGAGCUCAUUCACGUCCUUAGGCAAGAAAGAAGCUUUCUAAUCAUUAUCUGUUUAUUUAUGAGAUAAAAACGGUGCGGUACUUGAUGGACGAGAUCUGGGAGAGAGCGGUGGAGACAGCGUUAGACGGGCAAGCGGACCACGCGACGGCUAGAAUCUUGACACUUGACGGUGUGGUUAAGUGCGUUCAAGGUCGCCUCCCCUUACCGAGCCUGUUGGAAAAAUUUGAGAAUCUUCAACAUCUUUCAAUUGCCAAUAUUGGCGUUUCAUCUCUAGAACAGUUUCCUCGUCUUCGAAAUCUCCAGAAGUUAAUCCUCUCAGACAACAGAAUCGCCGGUGGCCUAAAAUUUCUCGUUGAAGCUGGCCUUGACUCGCUCCGAGAACUUGACUUGUCUAACAAUCGGAUUCAAUCUAUUGAAAACCUUGCCCCGCUUGCCCAGCUUAAGCUUGUAUCCCUUGAUCUUUAUGAGUGCCCGGUUACCAGAGUUAAGGAUUAUCGAUCUAGGGUUUUUGGAUUGAUUAAAUCGUUGAAAUAUUUAGAUAAAAUGGAUGCUGAAGAGAAUGAGAGGCCAGAAUCUGAUGACGAGGAGGAAGAUGAAGAUGAUCCAGGGAGUGGGGAAGUUGAUGGUGAUGAUCAGCAUUACAGAAAAAGUAAUGGGCAUAGAGAAGGUGCGGAAGGGAUUGUUGAUGAGGAUGAGGAUGAGGAGAGUGAUGCAGAUGAAGAAGAGACGGAAAUAGGUGGAAGAGUAAAUGGGUUAAGCCAUGAGGGAAAUGAGUUUCGGAUUGAGGAAGUAGGGAGAGCUGAAGAUGAUGAUGGGGACGAUGAUUAUGAGAAUGGUUCAGGUGAGGAAGUCGAUGAUGAUGAGGAGGAAGGAGAUGAUGUUUUGGAAGUUCAGGAUAUUGGGGAUAAUGAUGAGGAAGAGGAAGAGGAAGAUGACGACGAAGAGGUAGAUAAUGAUGAAGGUGACUUUGCAGAGCCAGAGAGUACUGGACGUUUGACAAGCACAGAAGUUGAGAUUGAUGGGCAUGAACACGGAGAAGACGGGGAUGAUGAUGAAAAUGGUGAGACCGGUGAGGAAGAGAUAGGUUUUGGUGAUGACGUGGAAUAUGAAGAUGAAGAAGAGGGUGAAGAGGAGGAUGAUGACUAUGGUGAAGGUUACCUGGUUCAACCAGUGGCGCAAGCUGAAGUACAUGUUGCUGAAGGAAGCGAGAUGGAGCCAGGUAAUGAAGAAGAAGAAGACAAUGAAGAUGAAGAAGUUGAAGAUGACGAGGAUGUUCAGGUGCUGCCAUCUACUUCUUCACAGCUUAAGAGAAAGAGAGGUGAUGAUGAGGAGGAGGAGGAGGAGGAUGUGGAGUUUCCAAAUGCAAAAGAAUCAAAGAAGCAUGGUUAGAUGCACAGUGCUACCAUGAUGUGGAAAGAAAUACCGAAAAUUCAACUCGAUUUUUGUCUGCCUGCAUCGCCUUCGGUAAGGUGGGAGCAUGUGUUAUUGUUAUGACAUGAAGAAGAAGGCCUCUAGAAAAUUGGGUGAAGUUCAUAUUGAUACAGUGGCAGGAUUGUGGGUUAUGUGAAUAGCCUUGUUGAGCUCUAGACUGCGGGAUGAGGGGAACGCCAGGAAAUUUGUUCAUCUUUUAUAUUUUGGGUAAACUACAUUUUAGUCA
Molecule: messenger RNA, 1853 nt
Organism: Hibiscus syriacus
Lineage: Eukaryota; Viridiplantae; Streptophyta; Magnoliopsida; Malvales; Malvaceae
Product: acidic leucine-rich nuclear phosphoprotein 32-related protein-like
Exons: 3
Coding region: 281-1585 (434 amino acids)
Cellular component (GO): nucleus
Molecular function (GO): histone binding
Source: RefSeq, a predicted model, not a curated record